Molecule: messenger RNA, 381 nt
Organism: Alternaria burnsii
Lineage: Eukaryota; Fungi; Ascomycota; Dothideomycetes; Pleosporales; Pleosporaceae
Exons: 2
Coding region: 1-381 (126 amino acids)
Source: RefSeq, a predicted model, not a curated record
AUGUAUGGACCCUGCCUCAAUAUCUUCAUUCAACCUAUCAACCUAUCCUUAGCCCCUGGCCAUCCAGAUACCGCAUAUGUUUUCCGUGAUAUCAUGAUCAUACCUUACCAAGAAACGUACAUUCUUACAUCCUCGUCAGCCCCCCAGCCCAGCAGCAAUCCACCCGUCAAGAUGCAACUCAUCUCUGUUGUCACCGUUGCCCUCGCCGUCUUCGCCGGCGCCGCCCUCGCUACACAGGAGAAGACCAACGUCAAACCCUAUGGCAAUACGCAAACUCCGCCGCCUCCUGCCAUCCGAACGAAGACGACCAGCACCGCAUUUUCAGACACCACCACACCCAUACAUUCAGCCCAGACUAUCUACCGUGGCAUUGAAGUAUAG